CAAACAUUAACAGGCGUGACCGAGUUACAAGCAGUAUGGCAGCCCCCAUGAGCAGUGUGGGUAAACCCUCAGCUGAACGUUCACCGUUCAAUACUACGAGUUUUCAGAAGAAAACGAGGAGCAAGUUAAUCUCCAUACCUGGUACCAGACCCUCGGUUCAAAACGGACAACUCUUAGUUUCGACCGGUGUCACGUCACUCGACUAUCUGCUCGGUGGCGGGUUAGCAGUUGGAACAGUAAUUCUCAUAGAGGAGGACCGAUAUGAUAGCUACUCUCGUAUGAUCUUAAAGUACUUCCUGGCAGAAGGAGUGGUGUGUCGACAUGAACUUUUUGUGGCGGCUGCUCAAGAUAACCCAGAUGACAUCUUACAGGAACUCCCGGCUCCCAUCUUGGAUGAUGUUGCUAUCCAUAAACCAGUGGAGCAGCCCAGGCUGUCUUCUGAAGCUCACGACAGUUUGGAUGCCAUGAAGAUUGCCUGGCGUUAUCAGAAUCUUCCAAAAGUACAGAGUGCCCUGGCAUCCUCAUCUCGGUUCGGGCAUUACUAUGAUGUCUCUAAGACUAUGGAGCCAGAAAUUCGCCAGGCAGCCAAGUGCCAUCGCUUCUACCCUACAGAACAUCCCACCCAGUCAUCACCCACACACAGUAGUAUGCCCGAGUCCUACUCUGCGUUGCUGAAGUCACUUCAAGAGGUCAUACUCAGGGAGGGCUUUGACGUAGCGGCCCCUAUGUCAAAUUCACGUAACAUCCUGAGAAUUGGGCUUCACUCUCUUGGCUCGGCUCUUUGGGGGGAUGACCUGUGUUGCCAUGACAACCCGAGACAUGGCCACGCUCUCACUACCUUUCUCUAUGGACUGCGUGCUUUGCUGAGGUCAUCACUGUGUGUUGCAGUAGUUACUGUGCCUUCACAUCUCAUCCAGGACAGAGCUCUAAUGGGCAGCGUAACCAGGCUAUGUGACAAUGCCAUAGCCCUGGAAUCAUUUAAAGGCUCUGAGAGAGAGACCAACCCACUCUACAAAGAUUACCAUGGUCUUCUACAUGUACGCCAAGUACCUCACCUGAACUGUCUGGCGAGUAAACUCCCUGACCACAAGGACCUGGCCUUUAAGCUCAAGAGAAAACAGUUCAGUAUUGAGAGACUGCAUUUGCCUCCAGACUUGUCUGAGACGGUGAGUCGUGUGAGCAGGGGGGAGCUGGCCGGAGCGGGCAUGGCGACUUCGGGCUGUGGCUCUGGCACUUCCGGCAACAAACACCUGGACUUCUAGUGCUCCCACACAGUAGCCAUGGGCAACCAACACCUGGAACGCCGCAGUAUUGUCCUCUUUACCGUGGCGACCAGGUUGUUCCCUCGCCCACAUUAUGUCAACCUCGAUAUCCCUGCCAGACAUUACCACCUGCCAACUGUCCUCGCCAGGGGUGAAGAUCUAAACAUCCCCAGUACCUCAUCUCAUAACGGACACAUUUCAUCCUAUAUUUGAAAUUUUCUUUUUUAUAGAAACCUGAAGUACACUCUAUUUUUCUCUCGCAGCUGAUAUUUGCACAUUCCAAGCUCUCUUGAGAAGUUCUUUUAGCAUAAUUAGCCAAGGUUUAACUGGAGCCCAAGGUUUUACACAGUUUGCUUUUUUCCAAUGUAAGUUGGAAAAAAUGUGAGUCCUACGGUAUUUUCAAAAUGUUUUAUAAACGUCUAUAAUUGGCUGAUUGACUAUUACAUAACCCGAUUAAAAAACGGAAGGCUUAUUUAGGAUGUUGUACAUUUGUUGGUUUUUUGCUGUUCCCUUUUCUCUGGGGAUUUCGCUUACAAGUUCACUUUCAAGUUUUUUUUUUUUUGUCUUCAUAGACUCUCACUAAUGGUAAACAUUAAAUAAUUUAGCUGUUUCCCCCAAGCUCCAAGCGUACUGUACAAACAUAAGUGGCCACUCCUAACUAGCUCCACCAUGUACAAAAGUAAAAUAAAAAAAUUUCUCGGAUAAUGCAA
Etheostoma cragini (Arkansas darter) is the source of this 1972-nucleotide messenger RNA. RefSeq names its product elongator acetyltransferase complex subunit 4 (gene elp4). The transcript has 10 exons. The record is from RefSeq and is a predicted model, not a curated record. Gene Ontology annotation, cellular component: cytoplasm; elongator holoenzyme complex; transcription elongation factor complex. The coding region runs from base 36 to 1262 and encodes 408 amino acids. Lineage: Eukaryota; Metazoa; Chordata; Actinopteri; Perciformes; Percidae. Gene Ontology annotation, biological process: tRNA wobble uridine modification.